Messenger RNA from Tympanuchus pallidicinctus (lesser prairie-chicken), 1944 nucleotides. RefSeq names its product sodium channel epithelial 1 subunit delta (gene SCNN1D). The transcript has 12 exons. Gene Ontology annotation, biological process: sodium ion transmembrane transport. Gene Ontology annotation, molecular function: ligand-gated sodium channel activity. Bases 1 to 1905 code for a protein of 634 amino acids. NCBI's taxonomy places the organism in Eukaryota, Metazoa, Chordata, Aves, Galliformes, Phasianidae. The record is from RefSeq and is a predicted model, not a curated record. Gene Ontology annotation, cellular component: membrane.
AUGGAGCAGGAAGCUGCAAGAGAGGAGGAAGAGAGAAAAGAAGGCUUGAUAGAGUUCUAUGAUUCCUUCAAAGACAUGUUUGAGUUCUUCUGUAAGAACACCACCAUCCACGGCACCAUCCGCCUCGUGUGCUCCAGCAGCAAUAAGAUGAAGACAGCUUUCUGGACGCUGCUCUUUCUUGCCAGUUUUGGCAUGCUGUACUGGCAAUUUGCACUCAUGUUCAGCCAAUACUGGGCCUACCCUGUUGUCCUCACCAUGUCGAUGCAUUCGGAGGCCAAGAUGUUUCCAGCAAUUACCAUCUGCAAUCUGGAUCCAUACAGAUUUGAUCUGGUUAGCGAGCACUUGGUUCAGUUGGAUCGCAUGGCAGAGAAAUCUGUUAGUGUUCUGUAUGGCAUCAACACGUCUGCCAGCUUAUUCCAUGUCAACGAGAAGAGCAUCCACAUGAGAGACUUGCCAAGCGCAGGCAAUCACAACAGAUCCAGCUUCAAACUGAGCCCAAACUUCUCUCUACUGAGAACAACUGAGUUCAAUAAUAGGACAGGAAAGAGACAGUCUCUUGUGGGCUUCAGACUGUGCAAUGCCACAGGUGGGAAUUGCUUCUACAAGACCUAUUCAUCUGGGAUGGAUGCAAUCCUUGAGUGGUACAGGUUUCACUACAUGAACAUCAUGUCCCAGCAGCCGGUUAUAGUCAACAUUUCUGAUCACGAGGAGAAGAUAGAAGACAUGGUCUACUCCUGUCAGUACGAUGGGGAGCCCUGCAGGCCCAGUGACUAUGUUCACUUUCACCACCCAGUCUUUGGAAGCUGCUAUACUUUUAACAGCGAAGGAACAGACUCCUUCUGGACAGCAACAAAACCAGGAAUUCCUUAUGGACUUUCCCUUAUCCUGAGAGCAGAGCAGAAGGAUCACAUCCCACUCCUGUCUACAGUAGCAGGUGUGAAAGUGAUGAUACACAACCACAACCAGACACCAUUCCUCGAGCAUGAAGGCUUUGACAUCCGACCAGGCAUUGCCACCACCAUUGGCAUCCAGCAGGACAAGGUGAAUCGCCUGGGUGGCAAUUAUGGGAAAUGCACAACAGACGGCAGUGAUGUGAAAGUUAAACUCCUCUACAACUCCUACACCCUGCAGGCUUGUCUGCAUUCCUGCUUUCAGCACAUAAUGGUUCAAAAAUGUGGCUGUGGGUAUUACUACUACCCACUGCCUCCUGGGGCUGAGUACUGCAACUACAACAAGCAGCCUGCGUGGGGGCACUGCUUUUACCAGCUGUACAGCAGGCUCAGGAAUCACCACCUGAAUUGCUUUGACCAGUGCCCCAAGCCUUGCAGGGAGUCGCUGUACAAGGUGUCUGCUGGGACAGCCAAAUGGCCAUCGGAGAAGUCUCAGGACUGGAUCCGCCAAGCUCUCAGGCAUCAGAAUGGAUAUAAUUCUACGAGCAACAGGAAGGACAUUGCCAAGGUGACCAUCUACUACAAGCAGCUGAACUACCAGUCUCUGAAUGAGUCUCCUUUGCUCUCGGAUAAUCUGCUUCUGUCCAGCAUGGGAAGCCAAUGGAGUCUGUGGUUUGGAUCCUCGGUGCUGUCUGUAGUUGAAAUGUUAGAGCUGCUCAUAGAUACAUUGGUGUUGUCUCUCCUCUUCUGCUACCAAAGGUUCAGAUCAAAGACACUAAAGGUAGCUCGUGCCCCCUCCAUCCCUAGUGUGAGCCUGACCCUAGAAAGCUACCGUGUCGUGCAGGAGGCUGGAAAAGGCUCUGCUUCAGGAGUGCCUAUGGCCACAGCCAGCAGCAGUGACCCACAUCCUGCCCAGCUCUCCAGCAAGGCAAUACCAGAGCUCUGCCCAGAGGUGGUGCUGAAUGGCUUCAGGUACAUGAAGGGCAGCUGUCUGGAAGGAGAACGAAGUCUCUAAGAGCGUGUGUUCAGCACAGAGCCAUCAGAAGGGCUGCAU